CGCGUUUGCAUGUGACUGUCGGAACAGCUGUUGGUUCAAAACUUCUUCCCGGAUUUUGCCGGGUUUCGCUUUGGGUUUAUUUGGUUAGUGAAUACUGCUGCCACGAUGAUGCAUCUAGAGUGGUAUGUGACGAAGAUAAAGCCAGCGGUGGAAGGCUUCAUCAAGGAGCCCAGCAAGGACACGUUGUCGGUGGUGGAGCGCGCAAUCGAGGGAUUCAACUUUGGAGAAAUGCGCAUUUACCAGGUGCAAACGGUGGUGCCACUGGUGGUCAAACUGGAUGAGCUAACCGGAGAAAACCAGGAACUUCGCACCAGCCUGAUGAACUGCUUAAGCAACAUUGUCUCCAAAACAUACCUGGCCGAUGAGAAGGGUCUGCGUUCCAUCCUGGUGGUGGUGCUGCAACAGGUACGCGACUCCAAGACAGCGUCCAUGCGACCAAACCUUUCCGAGGAAAUCAAACUGGCAGCCGUUCAGUGUAUAUUCGAGGCACUUCGUCGCUCCACCACUGAUGUGGUGGAAUCUUUCUACGUUAAGGAGACUGCGAUGGUUAUUGGCCAGAUACUGAUCAUGCUCUUGGAAAUCAUCGAACAGGAAAAGUAUCGAAAACUCGUACAGACAGCCAUUCAGUGUCUGAUGAUGGUUUUCUAUGUCCAUGACGAAUCCGAUCAAGUGGAUGUUGUCCUGCGUAGUCAGGUAGCCAAUACCAUAUUUAUAUUCCUUCCCAAGGUACUCAUCGUGCUGUUCAAAACAUCAAUGAAAGAUGACAAGGUGGGAGAGACUAUAAAAUCGAUGGCAAUUCAAGCGCUGGGACGCAUUAUUUGCAUAAUGUUUGAGGAGACCACUAAUGAGUUUAUAAAAAUGCGCUACGAUGGAGAUGCCUUCCGCAAACUGUUCAAAAACAACGAAGAGGCUCAUCAAUGCGAUUUCACCUUUUUUGCCAGCAAGAAGGCUACUACAGAACAGAAUGAGGAGCGAUUGCAUCAAAUGCAAACGGAGCUUCGUUCGCAUCAGUGGGUGGCCGCCACUUCGAGGCACCUUCGACCAAUAUUUGCCGAAAUGAGUAUUCUACGGACUCACAGCGCAAUACGGGUAAGGGAAUCCUACUCCGAUAUGUGUUGCCUGUUGCUAAAACAUUGUGCUUACAAUCUGAGGGGAAACUUUCUCCAUGUACUAGAGAGCGUAUUGGCUCUGUCAGAGGACGAGAAUGAGAAGAUAGCCCAGCGGUGCAGGGACACCCUACUUCUGCUGCAACAACAGGCCAGCAGCCAAGACAUAUUCGAUGAGAAUGCGGAGAUGCUGCUAGAUGCACACCUCAAUAAAUGGCCACGCAUACUGCAUCGCUGCGAGGACAACGAACAGUUUGCCGAGCUUCUGUUCUUCAAAGGAUUCCUACGCAACGUCAACACCGAUAAAUUGCAGCUAUUGCUGCUAGUUCCCAAAAAUCUGGAGAUGUUCGUCACUUGUCUGUUGACAGCACUAGAUCAACGGCCAACCAGGGACCUUCUCAACGAGGAAUACUCACUUCGACGUAUUCGAGAAGGUGAUUCCAAAGGUCUGGCCGCCGAACUGGCCAAACUGCCUUGGAGGCAGUUCAAGUAUCUAAGCUCAAGGCGUACAGUUGAUAUCCUAUAUGACAUUGGAGCCCUGUUGGGUACUGAGCCAACAAUAAAUCGACUUGUAUUUGAUUACUGUCAGGAGAUGAUUCAGCAAAGGUCACCAUCCAUGAACGAGUGUGUGCUGCUUCUAACACUGAUGGUAACGCCGCAGGAGAAGAAGGCGCGGGGAAGUCGACUGGUGCUGGCUAAACUUUUCUUGGACCAGAUCCUUCGAGACGAGCAUUGGAACCUGGCCCUUCAGCCGGACUCGGCGUGGCGCCUUAAGGUCAACAAGCCCACGCAUUGGUUUGAGGACCGUACUCCUGGCAUCUAUUCAUCGGCGAUUGAGGUACGCACCCAGGACUGCGAUUCUGAUGACGAGCAGACGGAGGUGGUCGGUAGUCGGGUGACCAUUGCAGACGCCCAGUUUAAUGUUCUGCACACCUGCCUAAUUUUGGAUGCAGUGGGUCACUGUGCCAGAUUUAUUGGUGAUACCUUCGACAGGCAUAUAUUUUUAAGUCUACACAAAGUGCUUCUCAAGGUGGCUAGCAGUAACACUAUCGUCCAUCAAGCGGCCAGUUUCGCCUUCGUUUCCAUGCAGUACGCUCUUAAAUAUGCGGAGCCCUCACAUUUUAUCGAAUGCUCCACCGACUACAUCACUUUUCACCUAAACGCGUUGCUAAAACGAUCGCCAGAUAGCACGGCCGCCGUGGACAUCCUCACCGUCGUGUUGCAGUACAGCACACGCGGCAAUGUGCCCCACCUGGACAGCUUAUUCCAAACUAUACGCGAAGAGUGCUCCAAAUCACACCAGACAACCAACGUGCACUCUUAUCUUCGCGUCUUCAAAUCAUUCCUGAAUCAUGUUUCCGAUUGGCAUGAUGAUGCUGCGGCGGAGGUUGAUACCGAGCUGCCGAUGCAAGUGGAUGAGGAGCAGAAUGUCCUAAGCACGUGGAUGAGUGUGCUGGAGAGGCCAAAGUUAUUGAAAGAUCUGAAUGGCGACACCAACAUGGGCGACGCCGAGGAGCCGGCAAAGGAUGAAGCCGACGAUGCGGAUGACACGGAAGAGAAACCCACGAAGCCCGUGCUUCCGCGCCACGUGGAAAUGGUUAAGGAUAUACUAGGUCAAGUAAUCAAGUUCAUUUCCACCGCCGAUCAGGGGCAGCAGAUUGCAGCUUUGGAAUGUUUCUCCAGUGGUCUGCCAUUACUGGCGGACUACGAGGACGAGCUGCUGCCAUUAGUGCAUCUAGUGUGGCAACCUCUGAUCGAAAAAUUCCGCCAAAAGGACGCAUUGGUGCUAAACCGAUGCUUCACCCUGCUGCACUUGCUAGGCGUUCAUGCCAAGGACUUUAUACUUAAACGCAGCCUUAGUGAUGUGAUACCCCAGUUAAAGCAGUUCCUGAAGACAGCAUCCCUGCACAGCAGCACGGAGACCUCGCAAGCGCAGACUCAGGAGUACAAACUGCAGCUUAAGCUGCUGAAGAGCCUCGCGGACUUUAUACUCGGUCUUCAGAUAGAGGGAAGACAUCUGCACGAGAUCAUGAGCACGGUGGUAAUAUACCUAUCACAAAUACAGCCGCAAGAGCUACAGACGCCGGCCAGAGCGUUCUUCCUCCAGCUUAUUUCUUACAAUGGACCCUUCGUAUACGUUACGCUGUUGCAGCGGGCCCAUCUUCAGGAUUAUCAGGCUAAUGUUAACCAGAUCUUCGAGGUCAUGGGCUUUAGCAUAGCUAGUGGACGAGAUCUUGGUUAAUAAAGAACGGACCGAUUUUUUAUUUCAC
Drosophila melanogaster (fruit fly) is the source of this 3376-nucleotide messenger RNA. RefSeq names its product Telo2 interacting protein 1 (gene Tti1). Lineage: Eukaryota; Metazoa; Arthropoda; Insecta; Diptera; Drosophilidae. The transcript has 5 exons. The record is from RefSeq and is marked reviewed. Bases 106 to 3348 code for a protein of 1080 amino acids.